Messenger RNA from Closterium sp. Naga37s-1, 2469 nucleotides. Lineage: Eukaryota; Viridiplantae; Streptophyta; Zygnematophyceae; Desmidiales; Closteriaceae. The record is from the annotation of a GenBank genome assembly.
AUGGCUACACUCCAUACUCAGAUCUCCCCGCUCACGUCACUGACACGUCAGCAGAAUCACCGCCUUCCUUCAUCAGUCCUUCCAGUUGCUUUAGCUACUAGGCGCUCAGUCUCCUCUGCUGCUCUGUUGCCAGACGAACCCCGAAGGAGCAACCAUGACGGUAGCAGCAAGAGCAGUAACCAGACCAGCAAGAAGAGCAGUAGAAAUCCGGUGAGCAGCCACGUCAGCAGUACACGGAAAGGCCUCGGUGCAGGGAAGGGGUCCCUGAGCCUUGUUUCUGGGGCGAAGGGGUUCCGUGCGGUGGUGAGCUUUGCAGUUCGGAAGUUGAGGGGUGGUGGUGGUGUGUGGGAGGGGCAGCAUGAGGUCUGUGAAGCUGAAGAGCGGGACGGGUAUCACGCAGCUGAUAUCCCACCUGUGCCAGCUUAUAACGCGUAUGUGUCAACUGGUGUCACAAAUGGAGCAGUCCGGGCGGUCAGAGAGGACAACGGGAGCAGCAGAGGGGCAAGUGAGGGAACAGGAAGUAGCAGGGGUGCAGAGGGUGAGGGAAUGAGUGAAGAGGCGCUGGAUGGACAGCAUGAACUUCGGCAGGAGCGGUUGAGUCAGGUGCUGGGUGCAGUAACAGCAGUGGAGGAUCAAGAAGCAACGGAUGAAAGAGAAGGGAUGGGGGAGAAACCAGGCAAUUGUGACCUUGUAAAGGGGACGGUACAAGUGACUGCAAGCUCGUCACCUGCCACACCUACAGGGGACGGUGGAAUCGGUGCACCUCUGCAAUCGCCCGCUGAUACAGAUUCUAGCCAUCUGUUUUCUGAGCCCGUGCUCGCAACAGCAGCAGCCGGAGAUAUGGCGUUUUCCCUUAGCACCUCGGAUGUUGGCAUGGAGGAGGAAACGCAGGGAAUAGACGGAGAUGAGCGGGGGGAAGAGGAGGAAGAGGGGGAAGAUGGGGGUGAGGAAGAGGAGGGUGAGGAAGAAGAGGAGGAAGAGGAGGGGUUGUUGUUGGAGGCAGAGGAGGGAGGGCAGGAGCGCAAGAGUGUGUUGCGGCGGGGCCUGGCAGUCUCCUCCCGAACUCUCUCCUGGAUUUCUGACGUGGUUGUCUCACCCGCGCUCAGCUUCACUGGCCCACCAGUGGCGCGUGCAUUCAACUCGCUGCCUCGCAUCCGCAUGGGAGUGCUCCUAGACGUGGCAAGGAGUGUGCGUGCCAGUGCAGGCGGCAUGGGCGCAUGGUCAAUGCGGGACCUCACUCACGGGCUGUACCUGCUGUCGCUGCAGCAUGCUGAGGAGAGAGCGGUUGACACAGUGGCAUCUACACCAGUUACAGACGAGCAAACAGUGCAGGAUCUGAUCUACCACUGCGAGUUUGCCAAGGCGGCCAUAGCCACAUCGCACAGAGCCAUAGCGCAGGCGUGCAUGGUUCGCCCCAACCGCAUUGUCAAGAUCGUACCCAAGGCUCGGUAUGGCAGGCCGGCCUACUUCAUAGCUCUGGACGACAAGCGUCGUCUCGUAGUGGUGUCGUUCCGCGGGACGCGGUCGGCGCACGACAUGCUGACGAACCUUGCCGCCCACUCGGUCCACGUCUCUACUGUUCAGCGUGCUGCGGAAAGAGGAGGGAGAGAGGACGGGUCGGAGACAGAUGACGAGGAGAGGAGCGGGGAGCGUGAAGGGGAUUACUUUAUAGAAAGCGAUGGGAUGGAGGGAGAGAGGGAGGGAGACGGGGUGGCUGCUUGGAGUAAGCGAAAAGACGAGACAAGAGAGGAACAAAGGAGAGCUCGAGAAACGACAGGAGAAAGGGGGAGCGUGAGUGAGAAUAAGCGGAGGAGCGAGGCCAAGCGACAACCAGCGAAUGAGUUUAAUGAGAAAUCACAGGCGAAACCAAAGCAGAGCGCCAAGCAGAAUGCAACGCAGAACUCAAAGCAAGGCUCAAAGCAGGCCCCAAGGGAGGAGACGAUGGAGGACGUGGUGGGAGAGGAGGAACGGCGCGACAUGGACGAGGUGAUCGCAUUCGGACACUACGGCAUGGUGCAGGCAGCCGAGACGUUCGUGCAUGAGGAGUCCCCCCUCUUGCGCCACCUCCUGGCCCACCACCCGGGGUAUGAUCUGCGGCUGAUCGGGCACUCCCUGGGGGCGGCGGUGGCGGCGCUGGUCACCAUCCUGCUAAGGCCACAAGCGGAGGGGCUGCUGGGGAUAACGAGUGAGCGCGUGCGCUGCGUGGGGUUCGCGACGCCGCCCUGUGUUUCCAGGCAUCUGGCGCUCUCCUGUCGCUCCUUCAUCACCACUGUUGUCCUGCAGGAUGACAUAGUGCCGCGCCUCAGUCUGCACGCCUUGGAGUCGCUGCGAAACGAAGUGGUGGCAUGCGCUGCUGCUCAGCCCAGCAAGGAGAAGCGCGCUCGCCCUGCUUCUUCAGACAACAGCAACAGCGAUGGCACGCUCCCCCCGAAGAGCUUGAUGUCUCUGACUCGUGCUCAUCGGCCCUAG